CUCACUCUUUGUCUCCUUCAGACCAUCGACCAGUUUGAAUAUGACGGCUGUGACAACUGCGAGUCGUACCUUCAGAUGAAAGGGAACCGAGAUAUGGUUUAUGAAUGCACAAGUUCCUCAUUUGAUGGUGUGAUAGCCAUGAUGAGUCCUGAGGACAGCUGGGUGGCUAAAUGGCAGAGGAUAGGUAACUUCAAACCAGGUGUAUACGCAGUGUCAGUGACCGGAAAACUACCUCCAGGCGUGGUGAGAGAGCUGAAAAGCAGAGGAGUGAUCUACAAAUCCAGAGAUACGGCGGUGAAGACAUGAAGCUGAUUCAGCAGAGCGGAGUCACACACACACACACACACACAUACACACACACACACCUCUUUUGUCUUUCGGAGCUGCCUUUCAGCUGUUUCAUUUCUGUUUGUUGUUGUGAGUAGAGAUAUUAGCACGAGCUCUGACGGAGGAGAGGAAGACUUU
Plectropomus leopardus (leopard coralgrouper) is the source of this 465-nucleotide messenger RNA. Lineage: Eukaryota; Metazoa; Chordata; Actinopteri; Perciformes; Serranidae. The record is from RefSeq and is a predicted model, not a curated record.